AUGCCACCCUGUUCGGGCUCCAGCUUUGACCAGAGCAUGGAAAUCCUGAGUGAAAAUGUCAAUCGACACUUUACGAGGCAGUUGGCAAAGCUGAAAUCAGAUCCAAAAAAGGAAGAUUAUAAAGGUAAAACACUGAAAACCAGAGCUGGCACAAAAGCUGCAGAACAAGUCCAUGAAGAAAAUGGGGAUUUGGAGGUUCGCCGGAGCUGCAGGGUUCGCCAGAGCCGUUACACCACUACCAACGAAUCCAUUCUGUUUGACAGACUUGUAACAAAUACUGCAGAAGCAGUCUUGCAAAAAAUGGAUGACAUGGAGAUGUGUAGACGGCGAAGGAUGGAGGACCUGGAGGUGUUCCCCGACACAGAAGAAGAAAGCCUCGAUACGGAAAGGACUGAUGAAGAAAUAGCUGAUAAUCAAGUUGAUUCGUCAGAAGAAAGUGAAGAAAAAGAAGAUGAUGUUGAAGGCACUCGGAAGCGUUACUUCUUUCGGCAGAGGAAAACUGUGGAGCGCUAUCAAGCUCCAUUGCAAAAACCAAAGCAACGUAAGAUAUAUUUUUCUUAUCGAUCUUCACCUGUCAGAGAGAGCGAUUCAUGCAAACGAACUACCAGACGGAGACACACAGUCCCCAGCAGUGAUUCCUCUUCCUCAUCUGAUGACGAAGAGGAUUUUGAGAGGCAAAGGAACAACAGAAAUUUAAGAAGGUCUCUUCCAGUCAAGUUUCGGAAAGGUGACCUCAAGGGAGUUCACAAGGAGCACAUGAAAAUCGGAGCAAGUCUGGCUGAUGUUGAUCCAGUGCGAAUAGAUUGUUCAGUGCGAUUUGAUGGUGUGGGUGGUCUGUCUGACCACAUUUCGUCUUUAAAAGAGAUGAUUGUUUUUCCAUUGCUUUAUCCAGAAGUCUUUGAGAGGUUCAAAAUUCAACCUCCAAGAGGCUGUCUAUUCUAUGGCCCACCAGGGACUGGAAAGACACUGGUUGCUCGUGCACUUGCUAAUGAAUGUAGCCAAGGUGACAGGAGAGUAGCCUUUUUUAUGAGAAAAGGUGCUGACUGCCUGAGCAAAUGGGUCGGGGAAUCUGAACGACAGCUUCGUUUGUUAUUUGAUCAGGCCUACCAGAUGCGACCGUCGAUUAUUUUCUUUGAUGAGAUCGAUGGCCUUGCUCCUGUACGGUCCAGUAAACAAGACCAAGUUCAUAGCUCUGUUGUAUCAACACUUCUGGCACUUAUGGAUGGGUUAGACAGCAGAGGAGAGGUUGUGGUUAUUGGAGCCACCAACAGACUGGAUUCUAUAGAUCCUGCUUUACGGAGACCAGGACGCUUUGAUCGAGAGUUCCUCUUCAGCUUGCCAAACAAAGAGGCAAGAAAAGAGAUUUUCAAAAUUCACACACGAGACUGGACCCUGAAGCCACUGGACAACUUCCUUGAAGAACUGGCUGAGAAAUGUGUUGGAUACUGUGGUGCUGACAUUAAGGCCUUAUGUGCCGAAGCUGCUCUCUGUGCCUUGCGGCGCCGCUACCCGCAGAUAUACCAGAGGAGUGAGAAACUGCAGUUAGACGUUUCUUCAAUCAAAAUAACAGCCAAGGAUUUUGUCACGGCCAUGCAGAAGACUGUUCCAGCUUCACAGAGGGCUGUGGCUUCACCUGGGCGAGCACUAUCACCUAUUUUAAAACCACUGUUAGGAAACACACUGGAAAGAAUUUUAGAAGCCUUGCAGAGAGUGUUUCCCCACGCAGAGCUUGCACUAAAGAACCAACAGCAAGGAAACGAUGUGAUUGACAGUGAUGAGGAAUCACCAUCAAUCUUUGAAGAGAAGUCAAACCCUAAAGCACCUGACAACAAAAAGGCAGAAUUCCUCACCUCUAGCAGAAAUCCUCGUUGCCAGCCAACAUCUUUCAGGCCACGGUUUUUACUAGUUGAAGAUCCAGAGUGUGGGCAAGCUUUUCAUCUGGCACCCGCAGUAAUACAUGCCCUGGAGAAGUUUCCUGUUUAUACGCUGGACCUGCCUGCUUUGUUUGUUAGCACCUCAUCACCAGAAGAAACAUGUGCACAGCUGAUGCGAGAAGCUCAGAGAACAGCACCAAGUAUCAUUUAUGUCCCACAAAUCCCUUUCUGGUGGGAGACUGCUGGACCUACACUGAAAGCUGUUUUUACAACACUACUGCAGAAUAUUCCAACAUUUGCUCCUGUUUUGCUCCUUGCAACAUCUGAUGUGGAACACAGCGAUCUCCCAGAAGAGAUAAAAGCAUUGUUUAAUAAUGAUCAUGAAGAAGUUUUCAAAAUUCAGUGGCCUACCUGUGAUGAAAGAAAAAGUUUUUUUGAGGACUUGGUUAUGAAGCACAUUGCUGAGCCUCCUGCGGCAAAGAGCAGAGCAGCUCCUCAGCCAUUGGAAGUUCUGCCUGUGGCACCACCACCACCACCCCGAGAGCUGACAGCGGAAGAAAUGAGACAGCUGGAGGAAGAGGAGGAGGAUACACUGCGCGAACUUAGGAUUUACUUGCGGGAUGUGACACACAGACUUGUCAUUGACAAACGUUUCCGAGCAUUUACAAAGCCUGUUGACCCAGAGGAGGUACCUGAUUACAAUGCUGUUAUUAAACAGCCCAUGGACCUCUCAACAGUUCUCUCCAAGAUCGACAUGCACCAGUACCUAACUGCAAGAGAUUUUCUAGGAGACAUCGAUCUAAUCUGUAACAAUGCUUUAGAGUACAACCCAGAUAAAGGUCCUGGAGAUCGUCUCCUUAGGCACAGAGCUUGUGCUUUGAGAGAUGCGGCGUAUUCCAUUGUGAGGGAAGAACUGAAUGAAGAUUUUGAGCAAGACUGCCAAAAAAUUAAAGAAUCUCGUGAGCAAAGAGGUUCAGACUGUGCUUCCUCUGACUGCUGUGCAAUGCCAAGGGAAGACCUUGUUGCUGGGUGUAAGAAAACAGACCCGAAGUGUAAUGAAAAACCAAAGAUGACUAUGGUGCCAGUGGAUGCCAGUACUCCCUGCUCUCGAGAUAAGUCAAAAAGAAAACGCAGAAAGAACAGAUGGUCUUCAGGUAUGAUAGCAAAGAGGAAGAAUGUUCAGUUCAAUAAAGAGAAUAAAAUUCCAGAAGACCAAAAUGAAAUAGAGAGUAAUGAAGAGUCUAACACGGAUUGCACUGAAUUUGCAUCCUCCCAGGAGACUUCUGUCGAAGAGCAUGAAAAUGUACUUCAAGAACGACAGAAAAAUUUGACAGAAAAUAACAGAGAGAGAGUUCUUGUGGCUAAAUCUCUUUCUGGAAAGAACAGAGAACAUUCAGACCUAAGAGAGGAGAGUGAAAUCCUGGAUUGCCAAAAAGCUGGAACUUCUGAAGACAGGGGUUCAAAUGGUUUGUUGAUACACCGUAUGACUCGUGCAAGGUGUUCUCAAGCAGAAGACAGGCAGCUGGUGUGUGUCAGGAAAGCAGUGAAAACUGGCACUCAGAGAGUGUUUGUGGAUUACUGUGAGCUCAAACAAGUGUUGCAUUCUAUCGCCGUGGUAACUGAGAACGUCAGUAUAUUUUGCAUGGAAAAACUGUAUGCUGUCCUUAGCCAGUGCAUUUACCAGCAUCGAGAAGAUGAUGACAAAAGCGAAUUAGUGAAGGCAAUGAAGAAAGAAAUUAUGGCCUUCAGAUUGCCUGACCCAAAAUGGCACACUGCGAUCAAAGAAACCGUGUAUGGAAACAGCGUUUCUGAGAAGUACGCGGGGCGAGUUAAACCGAAAUACGGACCAGAACAGUUG
This is a messenger RNA of Acanthisitta chloris (rifleman), 3732 nucleotides long. It is a transcript of the gene ATAD2, whose product is annotated as ATPase family, AAA domain containing 2. Gene Ontology annotation, cellular component: nucleus. The transcript has 28 exons. Lineage: Eukaryota; Metazoa; Chordata; Aves; Passeriformes; Acanthisittidae. Gene Ontology annotation, molecular function: chromatin binding; ATP hydrolysis activity; histone binding. Gene Ontology annotation, biological process: positive regulation of transcription by RNA polymerase II. The annotation marks the transcript as partial. The record is from RefSeq and is a predicted model, not a curated record.